AUGGUGCAGCUUGAAGGCAGAGGAGAGUCACAGCUUCAUCCAGCAGUUUGCCUGGCAAGUGAAAGAAGAGAAGUCUGCAGGCUCAGAAGACAAAAAGAAGACAAGAAGAAGAAAGAAAAGAAAACAAAAGGAGAAAAAGAAGUGCCUGCUCGGCGUCUGCUUAGUCGCCAGCAGGACGUCCUCUUCAUGCUGCGCAUUCUGUCUUUCUCGGUCUCUAUUGGUGCCUUUGAUAUGGGAAGGCAGAGCAGAUAUGGUUCACAGGAAAGGGGCGGGUCUAUUGGACUUGCUACCUGCUACCCUGCAGCCUCAAAGACACUCCAUAGACAGACUACAGAAGUACAUACUGCCUUGUCUAGGCUCAAAAGCUGGAUUCAAGGUGGUUUUAGCAUAAAGUAUUAUGAUACCUCUGGCUUUGUGCUUAGAAGAGGGGGUUUGGUGAAGUUCAGACGGAAAGGCCCUGUUGAGAUAAUGCCAGUUGAUAUUAGGAUAAAAAGGGGUUUAUCUAUAUCUUAG
Messenger RNA from Trichophyton benhamiae CBS 112371, 513 nucleotides. RefSeq lists its product as uncharacterized. The transcript is spliced from 2 exons. Lineage: Eukaryota; Fungi; Ascomycota; Eurotiomycetes; Onygenales; Arthrodermataceae. The record is from RefSeq and is a predicted model, not a curated record. The coding region runs from base 1 to 513 and encodes 170 amino acids.